Danio rerio (zebrafish) is the source of this 4249-nucleotide messenger RNA. NCBI's taxonomy places the organism in Eukaryota, Metazoa, Chordata, Actinopteri, Cypriniformes, Danionidae. The record is from RefSeq and is a predicted model, not a curated record.
ACCGAUGCAGACUUUUAUUUGGCACGUCAUUUUUUGGCGCCGGAAAAAGUAUAGUAAACAGUAUAGGAGGGCGGGGCGGGGUUUCCAUCGCUUUUUUGAGCCUCAUCACAAUCACCGUUGUUUGAAGAAUUCCAACAAUACUUGCAAAGAGCAAUUGUAAAGAGCGGAACUGCAUUACAUCGAAAACACCAGCACCGAGGUGUCAUUUUCAGAGCAUUGCUUCCGUUAGGAGAGUAGGAAGCCGACCGCAGAGAGUUACAAAGUUUGAUUGACUGGUCGUCCAUCCAGUGAGCAUGGAGGCAGGAGAAGACCAGACCAACUCCAGCUCAACCAAUAGCAGCGCAGCUUCAGGGGGAAACUCCCGCCCUCCUCAGAUAGCUCAAAUGUCUCUCUAUGAAAGGCAAGCUGUUCAGGCACUGCAGGCCUUACAGAGGCAGCCCAAUGCAGCUCAGUAUUUCCAGCAGCUGAUGCUGCAGCAGCAGAUCAACAGCGCAACCUGUCAACUCCACAACCUGGCUGCUGUGCAACAGGCAACUCUCGCAGCCAGUCGUCAGUCCAGCUCUCCCAAUAACAGCGCCUCUCAGCCUACAAGCUCAGCGCAAUGCACAGUCAACUUAAGCACCACCUCAGCUGGAGGAACCAUGACAAACCCCCGUCCGAUAGGGCCUGCCACCUCCGCAGCAUCAACAGCCCUUAGCCAGUCAGUUUUGUUGGGUGGAAAUUCAGGCGGACAGGGUCAGAUGUACCUGAGAGUAAACCGCUCUCUUAGGGCACCUCUCACCCCUCAGCUCAUCUUUAUGCCUGGUGGUACAGCGACAGCAACUGUAGCAACGGUUGCCCAAACGCAGCCACAGCAGCAGCCACAGCAGCAGCCACAACAACAGCAGCAACAGGAAGCAACUCCCACAUCUUCAAGUAGCCAAUCAGACAAUGAUCAGGUGCAGAACUUGGCAAUGCGUUGUGUGUCCACUCCUAGGGCGGCUACUGUGAAGACAGAGUUUGCAGACAGGAAGGAAACGACUGGUACAUUCCCACUUAACCAGCAGACUCAGACUCCACAACAGUUUGGUCAAUCAACCCAGCAGGUCCAACCACAAACUCAACCCCUUGCCAACGCCAAACUCCAGAGCUUCUCCAACACCGCCAAUCCCAGCGUGCCUGCCCUCAACGUAAAGCCCACUAACCAAUCCGCUGUUGCCCCACAGCAAGCAGGAGCUUCCUCCAACCCCCCGUCCUCCUCGCCCACUCCCUCACUCCCUCUCUCCCAGCUUCUCCUUUCUCAAUCUGGCUUGCACCAAACUCGAGGUGUACCAGGUUCUACAGCCACCGUUACCCACAUCCUGGUACCCACUUCUAACGUCCCCACAUCUACUCAAGGUUAUCCACUGGGAACGGUGGCGACCAAAUCCAACAUGACUGCCCAGACAUUGGUGGUGCAGCCACUCCAGCAAACGGGGGCAAAUCUGAGCACGGAGAAGCUAGCUCAUGGUACAGGGCAUGUGCCAAUUCAGCCUAAAACGGCUCAGGGCCAUCGGGUGCCAGUACAGAUGUCCCCUCGCCACCCACCUCCCAUUCUCCCAGCACCACCCAACAACGGCCAGGCCACCGCAGGUCUUCACCCUCCCCACGUCCCAGUUCAGCUGGUCGGAGCAAGGCAGAGCACUCUGGGAAACUCACAAGCGUUAGCAUUGGCCCAGGCUCGAACUUGUUGCUCCCAGCAGGACGGAACAGCUGCCGUGGGAGUCAAUAACCCGGGCAAUGUUGUUACCAUGGUUACUGCUAUGGAUACAAGUGGAGCUGGCAUGUGCCUUAAAACAGCCCAAAGUGCCCUCCCUAUCUCUCAGAUGCAGACCAAUCAGAGUGCAGUAUUGAGUCAGGGUAAUCCCGCUUCAGUCACACACUCCAUGGAUGGACAGAAUAACUCUGGAGACUCUUUGUUUGUUCAGUCUGCACAAGCGCAGAUAAAGCCUGCUAUUGGUCCAAUAAAAAGGAAGUCAGAGUCAGAUUUGACCCAUGAGAUUUCGAAUGAGCCAAUCAGUGGAAGUCCCUCAAUGCAAGACUCCGCCCCUCCUCUCUCGCCUGCUCCUUCACUGGAUACAGUCCCAGAGAUAGCAUUCUCCUCUCCUCCUACAUUGUCCCUCUCUCUGCCUCUUCCUCUCCCUCGUGGAGCAGGACAGGGCGAUCGAGCACCUGUUCCACAGGCUGUGGUCAAACCUCAGGUUCUCACUCACCUCAUCGAGGGCUUUGUCAUCCAGGAGGGAGCUGAACCUUUCCCUGUGACCGGGCCACUGAAAGAACUUUCUGGUGCUGUUCCACCAAUCCUACAUCCAGAGGACAUCCGCUCUGAUAAGUUAAAGUGUGAAUACUGUCUUAAUUUUGCACCAGCCAGCCAGUUCAGAAGAUCCAAGCGCUUUUGCACCAUUAGCUGCUCAAAGAGGUACAAUGUGAGCUUUAGAAACCACUUACGGGCCAGUAGAGGUCUUGAGGGUGCAGAACGGCCAGCAGGGGGCCCCGUGGUCCAGGAUGUUAUUGCCAGACGCCGGGCUCCUCGCAGAAGCAGCUCUGAGAUCGCUUGUGCUAAAAUAACAGGAAGGCAUCUUCCUGUAAAGUGUCGUUCAGAAUCCAGUCGUUCUGAUGAUAUCUCCAGCUGUGAGGGCGAGGAAGAGGAAGACUUCUUGUCGCUUUCCCCCAGCUCCACCUUUUCAUGCCCGAGACCGACCCACUGUGGCCCUCAGCUGGAUGACACAGCACCCGGCGGACUCCCAGUGGACGAAAACCACUUCCUAUCUGGCAACCCUGCUGACUGGAGUGUGCAGGAAGUGUGUCAGUUCAUUUCAUCUCUUCAAGGUUGUGAGGACCUGGCAUCCCAGUUCCUGUCCCAGGAGAUCGAUGGGCAGGCGCUGAUGCUGCUCAAGGAAGAGCAUCUCAUGUCCACCAUGAACAUCAAACUCGGACCUGCCCUCAAAAUCUGCGCUUCUAUCAACAGCCUAAGGGAUUAAACGGAGAGCAGAGCUUCAUAUUUCCAUCACCAGCCUGAGAAACUGAAACCUUUGGUUAUGGAUCCAAAGAUUGACCUAGAGAUUAAUCAAAAUCCACAAGGAAGAAUGACAUCCGAUGCCUUAUUAAAAGCAGAUAGUUCAGUAUUUUUGUUUUGAUGUGAAAGCCUGGAGUAAUCGUUUUAUUUUUUUUACCAUUUGCUAGAUCGAAGUUGACCGGUUCUCUCGUAAAUCUGUCCUGUUUGCUAACAGUUCAUGAGAAAAUAACAAAACAAAAAAAAAAACAGCAUAAAGAUGAUUAUGUGUACUCCUUAAAUGACAGAAUCAACAGAAUACGUCUCGAUCUUGAAUUUUGAAUGUGUUACAUGUAUAAUAUCCGGGAGGUGCUUGAAUGAGCAUAUGCAUCUUGCGUCAGUUGACUAAAUUUGUAGUCUUUAUCUCUGUAUGUUUGUGUCCUGUUGUCUUAUACAAUAAUAAUCAAAGUAUGACUCGAUAAUGACAUUAUAGACAGUAAUCAAUGUUAUUCCUGUAGUGCUUUUGACUAUCAAAGUCAACGAAAAAAAUGUGAAUAAGUUGCCUUUUUAAUAAUAACGAUGUUGCCUGAAACGGUUCUUUCUCCAGGGCUUCCCCAAGCUUCAUUUCACCACCUUUGUUGAACAGAAAAUGGUUAUUUUUUGUUUGUCAGCACUUGACUAACGGGUUAUUGGUUGUCUUCAGUGUGCCAUUUAGGACUUUAACACAAUUAGAUUCCCAUACACUAAAAUAACCAGUCUGAGUAGUGCGUCUGCACCCACAUAAAUCACAAUUUCAGCCGUUAGUGAUCUACUACAGCUUGCUCUUUGUUUCACAGCUUUUAUUGGUUCAGAGACUGUGAGAGAUGGCAAAUGUGUAGUUUCCUUACUAUACAGUAUUACUGAAUGGAAGUAGUUUAUUUUCUCUUAAUCGCAGACCGAAGGAGUGAUUGGAUAACUGAUCCAAGAACAACAAAUUGCUUUUUUUUUCUACAGUAGAUGAUUGUAGCACACAUUUAAUUUGCAUUAAAGAAGUAGUGUCGUUCUUCUUGGGUACACUUUACCAGCUUCAUAGAAGAGUAUUAGUAGCUUUACCUGAGAGCCUUACAGCAGCGGAGAGCAGGUAUGAUGAGGUGUGUGAAUGUGAAUGAGAGAAGGUGCCAAUGAGAAAGCCGUGCUUGUGCUCUAAACAUAUGGUUCCUUUGUGUGCAUAAGUAUGAAUAAAGGUGCUGUGAUAUUCAU